ACAGUUCUCCCUCUCCCACUCUCUCCCCUCCGCCGCCGGCGCCCGAUGCGCCGCCUCGCCGCGGCGGCGAAACCAUCCCGGCGGCGGCAUUUCUUACUCCCCUACCACAUCUCCACAAGAACCACCACGGCCACCGCCUCCUCAUCUUCCUCCCAUCCGUGCUCCUCCUACGACCCGACGGCGCAGUUCCUCCCCUCCGGCUCAUCCUCCCGGCACCUCCGCCUCCCCGCCUCCCUCCGCCGCGACGCGCUCCUCGGCCUCGCGCGCCUCCUCAAGACCUCCCUGCAAUGCCACCUCGCCCUCCACGCCCUCACAUGCACAUCCCCGUCGCCGCCGCCGCUCCCCGCUCGCUUCGCCGCCGCCGCCGGACUCACCGUGCUGUCUCGGCAGCUGCGCCCCUUCGCCUCCCUCCUCCUCGCGUCCCUCCUCCCGGCCGCCUCUCCACACCUCCUCGCCUGGUGCGCCUCCCCUGGCGGCGAUCCGUACGCCGCCCUUCGCCUCGCGCUCCACGCCUUCCUCGCCGCCAGCAUGCCGUCCGAGGCGCUCGUCGUGCUCGCGCGCGUCCGCAGCAUCGGGAAAACGCCCAGCAUCUCCGCGCUCGCAACCCUGCUGCGUCUGCUCUUCUGCGCGGGUGAGGUCCGGGCCGCAUGGAAGGUGUUCGCGGAAAUGACCGCGAGGGAGCCACGGCCAACACUCGCUAUCUUCAAUGCCAUGAUUCUCGGGUUCUGCCACAGAGGGCUCGUGCAUGUUGCCGCGGGAUUGCUCGGUGUCAUGUCGAGGUUCCGCGUUAUCCCGGAUGCGUGCAGCUAUAACAUCCUGAUCAAGGCUCACUGCGAGUCUGGUCAGGCAGGGGAUGCUUUCGACCUGUUUGACGAAAUGAUGCACAAGUCAGGGUGCGAGCCCACGGUUGUCACCUAUAACAUCCUGGUGAAUGCUCUUUGCCGCGAUGGGAAUAUGGUGGAGGCGAGGGGGCUGUUUGAUGAGAUGGCGAAGGCGGGUAUCGAAGCAAAUACAAUAACUUUCAAUGUUUUAAUUGAUGGGUAUGCAAAGGCUGGACGGAUGAGUGAGGCUAAUGCGGCCUGCAGGGAGAUGAAGUCGAGGGGACUGCUGCCGGAUUGCUGGACCUUCAACAUUCUUUCUGCGGGAGCAGACAAGUUUGGGAAGGCUGCGCACUUAACAACGCACGAGCAGGAGGAGGGUUCACAGAUAUCAGCAGACAGUAUAGAUAUGGUGGUCUGUAGGCUUUGUUGGGAUGGACGACUGGAUGAUGCCCGGCAGCUCGUGGGUAGUGCAGUUGAGCAGGGUGUUCCAGUGAGUGUUGCAGGAUUUAAUGCUCUGAUUGCUGCAUAUAGCAAGGGGGGAUUCGAAGAAGAAGCUCUCGAGUUAUACAGAAUUAUGAAAGAGAUAGGCCUUGCACCCUUGCCAUCCACUUUCAGUUAUGUGAUAAUGGGACUGUGCAAUCAAGGAAGACUAGAUGAUGCACAACUUCUGCUAGAACAUAUGAUUAGUAAGGGGUAUUCUGUGGGUACCUCAUUUACCAUUUACAUGGACUCAUGCUUCAGAUAUGGUGAUGUAGAAGGUGCCUUGAAAUGCUGGGAUGAUAUGGUGAAAGUUGGUGUGCAGCCUGAUUUUAUUGCCUUCUCUGCAUAUAUCAGUGGUCUUUGCAGAUUAGAUCACGUAAACGAGGCUUAUCGGGCAUUUGUUGAGAUGACAAGAAGAGGGCUUGUUCCGAACAAUAUUACUUACAACUCUCUCAUAUCUGCAUUUUGUAGGGCUGGCUAUGUGGCUGAAGCACUGAAACUAGAGAAGAAGAUGAGGCAGAGUGGUCUUGUUCCUGAUGUUUUCACAAGCAACAUUCUGAUUGAUGGUUUUUGCAGAGAAGGAAGGUUGGAUAUAGUGAAUAGGCAUUUCUUGGACAUGCGUAGCAGUGGCUUAACUCCUGAUGUAGUGACGUACAAUACAAUUAUCAAUGCAUAUUGCCGGGCCCAGGAUAUGAGCGGUGCCAUGGUUUUCAUGAAUAAGAUGCUUGCAGAUGGCUGUGAUCCAGAUAUUUUCACAUAUAAUAUUUGGAUCCAUAGCCUUUGUAACAACCAUUCGAUGAAUCGGGCGGCGAGAGUGCUGGAUGAACUUGUUGCUGUUGGUUGCACACCUAAUUUAGUUACAUACAACACACUGAUGGAUGGCAUUUGCAAUGAUGUCCUGGAUCGAGCUAUGAUUCUCACUGGCAAACUGAUUAAGAUGGCUUUUCAACCCAACACUGUCACAGUUAAUAUUUUCUUUUCUCAUUUCUGUAAGCAAGGUUUUGGAAGGCGGGCACUUGAGUGGGCUGAGAAACUGAGAGAAGAUUCUGUUGCCUUUGACGAUGAUACAAUGAAUAUACUUGACUGGGCGUACAGGGAGAUGGAGGAUGACCCCCGUGGUAGCAAUGCAGAUAUUGACAAGUGUAUGUUUCUUGAGUCCUUAAUGCUCAUGACAUACAACACUAUGAGCAAUAGUAGAUCCCCAAAGUUUGCAAAUGUGCCUAUCGAGACAGUUAUUGAUCCUGCUGGCAGCAACGCAAUCAAAGUUUUGGAUACUGGAUAAUGAUGGAAUUUCAAAACCACAUGAACUACUUGAAAACAUGAGCCACACAAUCAAAGUUUUCGGGCUUGAGAGGGACAUUCGCACGGGAACGAAACAACAGUCACCAGCCCUUAGCAGUUCAGGAGCAGUACCCUGCCAGUGCAGCCACACCGUCCUUAAACCCACUCUGGUCAGUGCUGGUCAUGCAUUCUGGCAUUGGAUAGGGAGCUGCAGAUCAGUACCUGCUGGGGCAUCGCCGCACUCAGGCUGCUCUUGGGCAAGAUGAGCAUUGCAUCCUCCAGCAAGGAUGAUCUUGUCCACGCCCUGACAGAGAAGAGCACCAAUGCCAGCAAAGAUGAAGCCCAGAAGAGGAGUUCAAAGCACAACUUGUGGCAUGGAAAGAAACAAAGAAGUGUUAGCUUGCAUCA
Messenger RNA from Lolium perenne, 2990 nucleotides. NCBI's taxonomy places the organism in Eukaryota, Viridiplantae, Streptophyta, Magnoliopsida, Poales, Poaceae. The record is from RefSeq and is a predicted model, not a curated record.